ACUACGUCCCAAGGAUACCGAAUAGCACAGACCGUCACGCGUGCGUAUUGUGUUUCCGGGUAUGUUGCAGGUGAUUACCGGUUUUUAAACCGUCGAUGCUCCUAUACCUCAAUGGGAAGACAUAACGGUUUUGGAAAGCCCUGGUGAAGCAAAGUUGUUGCUUGAAUUACUCUCGGACCCCACUGGAUGUGAGCACUCCUCUGUAUUGUUAUGCAAAGUAUUGGAAGUGUGAACCUAAGAGUGUGAACAUUAGAAGUCAUUGUUCAAUAAAACAUUUUGGAGAACCUUAAGUCCCUAUGGCUUCAUGACUGCAUAGAGCCCCAUAAAUUAGUGAAGUACUGCUGGAUAACUGAAUUUCAGGGAGAGGGCCAGGGAAGGAAGACAUGGAGGUCGACGGAGUGGUACUCAAACCUACAAAUGAUGCACUUAUAGAAAGGGAGGAGAGGACUGAGGUCGGGGACAAUGGGAUCGAGAGGACCUCAGAGGUCCUAUCGCCACUGGAGGCCCUGGCUCCCUCGGACAGCCUUGACAUUCAGGAUCAUGCCACCUCAGGUCCUGUGAUGAAAGGCCAUGGCCAUUCAGAGAAGAUCCCAGGGGGGGUUGCUGAAGAGCCCCCUAUAGACUGGUUUGAACCCCUGGAGGAUGACAAUUAUGAAGAUGACACACAGGGCUGGGACAUGGGCCUUGCUAUGGGGGAGCGACGCAUGAAUAGCAGAGGGGAUGCCGAAGAGGAGAGUGUUGCAGGGAGCGAAAAGAGCGGAAGCGUGGCAGGCAGUGAGAGGAACAUCAAGAACAACAACCUGUUUUCUGUUUAUAGACGGAAGAAAAGAGUGACAACUGAAGAGGGCUGGGAGGACUGGCCGGCACUUGGAGAGGGGUGGAAGCGUAAAGCGGUUGUUCGUCGCUCGGGUUCUAGUGUUGGCCAGAGUGAUGUUUAUUACAUGAGUCCGAGUAAUGAGCGUGUGAGAAGUAGGGUUGAGCUUUCCAAAGUCCUGGCAGAUACUCUGGACAUGACAAUGUUUGAUUACAAAGCAGGGGUGUUCAGGGAUGCUGGACAACCCAAGACCGUGCGCCUGAGAAAGAAGAACAUACAGAAGGAUCAUUCUACCUCCGUGGACUGUGGCUUUUCCUCAGAGUCUAGCUUGAUGGACAGAGGGGACCGGGCAGACAGUCCUGACUCCCGUCACAGACUGACCCCUCUAAGUCGCAGCUCCAUGGGCACGCCAAGCAGAGACCCCCACCUCCAACAUAUCACUCCCCCAAGACCAAACACCUCUCUCACAAAGAUAAGUUCAGCCUCUGUCGCUCAUGAUGUGGAAGGUUUGAAGCACAGUGCAACUAAACUGCCCUGGAGCCCUGUGUCAGCGCUUUCCGUCUCCAUCAAUGGGAAGGCUGGUUCAGAGCCCUGCUUUCGCGUCUGUGCCGUUUGUGAUAAUUCAUACACAGGCUUUGAGUAUGAAAGGCAGAUGAAGAAUCCCUGUUGCCCCAAAUGCAGGGCCAAGAAUCCAGCUAUAGGCAAGAAUCCAGUUUAUCAAAGAUUCAGAAAGUGGAUUCCUUGUGGUAACUGUAAGGCUUGCCUUACCACAGAGGAUUGUGGGAGCUGUGCUAACUGCAAAAAAGCGCUGAACCCUGACUCCAGAAAACCUGUCAGCUGUCGGAAACGCAAAUGUUUAUGUCCGAUCCGCAAGCACAAACCCGAUGGUCCCCAAAAGUUGGAUCCCCAUCCCAUGACGAAUUUCAAGAUUGACAGCGGAGAAUUGCAGAACUCCUCUCAAUACAGUGAUCCCGAAGACUUCUCUGUGAAUGUCGAUAUAGAUGAUGAUGAUGAAGAGUUUGAUGGUGAUGAUGCUGACUAUGAGGCUUGGAUGAGGAAACGUAAGCGACGUUCCUGUGGGAAGUGUGAAGCUUGUAAUAGUAGGAUGGACUGUGGCACUUGUGAUUUCUGCGUAGACAAACCAAAGUUUGGAGGCAGCAAUAAGAAGAGACAGAAGUGCCGUCUGCGGCAGUGCCAGAGACAGGCCAUGAGACACUUGUUGCCCUUUCAGUUGGGUCAGACUGAUUUUGGGUCCGAAGAGGGGUGGGUGCAGCUUGGCAGGCCUAGACCUCACUUUACAUACAGUCGCAAGACUACCCCAAAGAAAAGUAAAACACAGCAGCAGGAAGUGGACCUGGAGUUCACUGACGAUAUAGACGAGCCUCUGCAGGAAGAAGAAGAAGAUGAUCACUCCAUGGAAACAGCACAUUGGCGUCCUAUGCUUCCCAGCAGUAGCAUUCCCCAGGAUGAGAACUUCAGAAACCAGCUACCGACAGUCCAGGUGCAUAAAGAGACAAUGGAAAUUGUCAAAAAGAAUGCGCUUAUGGAGCGUGUCCCGCAUAUCCUCAACCAUUUAAGUUCUCCAGCAUAUUGCACACUGUUCAAACCGGCAGAUCCCCCGGUGCAAUAUGGUGGACCCCCAGGUGAGAAUAUGUCCUUGGCAGCCCCGGACGGACAGAGUGGAAUGAACGGAGGAAGGCUAAGUGUGGAGAAGGAUGUAGAAACGCUGUCUGGAGAGCCUGAAGUAGAGGAGAUCACACCUAUGAUCACUCAGAUCUUCAGUUUGGCUGACAGUGCAGGAACAAGUGGGAUUGACCAGGACCAUGAGCUGCUGAAGCUACUGGAGUCCCUGCGCAGCUCUGCACUCCCCACACUCUGGUUUGCCAUAAUGGUGGAGGGCCCGAUGCUACAGCUACUGCAGUGCUCCAAGCUCUCCCACAUGGUGGACACAACUGUGCAGAUUGACCUGGGUUUCUGCUAUCAGAUCUGUGUACAGGGCCAGCAGCUGCUCCUCACCCACCCGCUGUAUGAAGCUCACCCAUCUGGCCUGACUUCUGUGCCCCAGGUGGUGAACCUGCUCCUGGAUCUGGAGAAGUACAACGUGUGCCAGGGGGUCCCGGCCAAGGAGCAGCCAUUCAGCCAGACUCCAAUCAUCAUUGAGCGGGCAUCGACCUGUGACUUUCUGGUACUUAAAGAAACAGAGCACUGUCCUAAGUGUAAGGCCUUAUCCUGUAGCUAUUAAGAACAUUUGGUGCCGCAGGGUAACCAGCACUUAGCAUGAGAAAACAAACAAGUGGCCACAGUACAAAGCAUCACAGCUCUGCCCUCACAGAACAUCUCAUGUCUUUGCUGGGGAUGGACAACCAGGACUGGUUUACACACAUACCACUGGACUUUGUAACAAUAUUUGUUAAGAAAUUUAGAAACGGGAUGUUUUUAUUGCCCAUUUCGUAAGUCUAUCUUACAAAUAAAUGUACAAAUCAUGAGGGUUUAAAGCCUGCUUUUUUGCAAUAGCUUUUCAGGUUGAUUGGGGCACUAGUACAGAAUACAGAUAUUAUAGUUUUCAGCUGCUCUCUGACACCCAAUGUGAACCGUGUGGCCUGUUUAUUUUUCUCCUGUUUAGUGCUCAAUGUGGAAGGUCACAGUGCGUCCACAUUUCCUCAUGUAGAUAAACCACUUAUUAUCUUGGUAACGUAAGCAACCUUCAAACAAGUUAUUGACCAUAAGCACAUGAACAUUGUUCGAUUAGAUCAUUGAUUUACAUAUUAAUCAAUAUGUGAAACCAAUGUCCCACAUGAAGACCUAAAUGGAUGGGAUUAUCACAUUCUGUCAACCGUUGGCUGAUUUAACCCAAUGUUGUUUUGAGAGCAGGGCUUCCAGAACCUCUUCUGGAGGGUGAGACAGUGCGUGAUAAUCCUUAUGUGUCAUCUUCCCAUUGCACUGUCAGUCAUCAUCUGAAGAGAACCACAGCCGAAUGGCUUGUUUGAUUUGAGUUACAUAGUCAGUGCUCAUAGAGAUUCUGUUAGGUCUCUACAGUGAGGUCUCUCUGUUCAAGAUGUGGUCUCUUCAGAUAGACACAUCUGAAAAAUACAGAUGUGCUAAAAUUGAAGCAGUAGUACUUAGUUCUCUGUACAGCUGUUUUCUAAAACAUUUAUUUUACAUGAAAGUAAAAUAUGCAUUAAAAAAAAGUAAACACUGCAAUUAUUCUAUCAUGAUUUGAAAAAAUCCAUUCCUGAGUCUUAUUGCCCCUUGUUUGACGUGUGUGAAUUCUAUUCCUAUGGCUCUGGUCCUUCUUUUUACAGUCUAUGUUCUGGUCAGUGUAUUGAUUUUUUUCUACUUUAGACAGUUAUUCCAUAUGGUUUCUUUAUAAGGUUUGUUAUAAUGGAGAAAUAUGCAUUUGUAAAAUGAGCAAAUUCUGCUGAUUUUAAUAAAGCCUAUUUUUAA
This is a messenger RNA of Coregonus clupeaformis (lake whitefish), 4258 nucleotides long. It is a transcript of the gene mbd1b, whose product is annotated as methyl-CpG binding domain protein 1b. The transcript has 17 exons. Gene Ontology annotation, molecular function: DNA binding; zinc ion binding. The coding region runs from base 384 to 3056 and encodes 890 amino acids. The record is from RefSeq and is a predicted model, not a curated record. NCBI's taxonomy places the organism in Eukaryota, Metazoa, Chordata, Actinopteri, Salmoniformes, Salmonidae.